CAGAAUGGCAUCAAAGUUGCUAUUGAUCGAGGAGGAACCUUUACUGAUGUGAUUGCAUUCUACCCUGAUGGAACCGAGAGGAUUUUCAAAUUAUUAUCGUCCGAUCCCAAAAACUAUAGUGAUGCAGCCAAUGAGGCGAUCCGACGUAUUUUGGAAGAUUUCGAGGGCAAGCUACUAGACAGUGGUGCUCCCCUCGAUCUGAAAAAUAUUGAAUCACUUCGCAUGGGGACUACGGUAGCAACGAAUGCGUUACUAGAGAGGCAGGGGGCUAGGACGGCCUUGUUUAUCACCAAGGGAUUCAGGGAUUUGCUGAAAAUUGGGAAUCAGUCUCGGCCAAAUAUGUUUGCUUUGAAUGUGCAACGACCAGAGCUUCUCUACACCAAAGUGGUUGAAGUCAGUGAGCGCGUGACACUAGCUGAGUCGACUUCAUACCAGCGUGGUGCGAGUGAGGAUAUCUCCACCACCAACGGGACAUCGCCGGCUGAAGAUGACACUAGGUUUGUCACUGGAAUAUCUGGAGAGAAGGUACACGUCCUUCAAGAGCUUGAUGUAUCUGAAGUUGUCGCACAACUGCAACGCACUUUUGACGAGGGCUUUCGAAGUGUAGCAAUUUGCUUACUUCACUCAUACACUUUCCCCGAUCAUGAGGCAGCCGUGGCGUCGGCCGCAGAGAAGGUUGGCUUCACCCAAAUAUCCGUCUCAAGUCAGAUCUCACCUGCCAUUCGGAUGCUCCCCCGCGCCAGCUCAGCUGUCACGGAUGCAUACCUCACCCCUCAAAUCAAAGAAUACCUCCAAGGAUUUGGAUCAGGUGUCACAGAAGAAAGCCUGGCAUCGGUCAACUGGCGUAUCAUGCAAUCUGACGGCGGUUUAGUCCACCCAUCCAAGUUAUCUGGCCUACACGCAUUGCUUUCCGGUCCUGCAGGCGGUGUUGUAGGAUACUCAAAGACUUGCUUUGUACCGGAAAAGCCAGUCCCAGUUAUUGGAUUUGACAUGGGUGGGACCUCUACCGACGUAUCCAGACACGCGGGAUUACUUGAGCAUGUCUUCGAGACGGUGACGGCAGGUGUGCCAAUCCAAGUUCCCCAACUCGACAUCAACACAGUCGCAGCAGGUGGUGGUAGCAUUCUCUCAUGGCGCAAAGGAAUACUGAGUGUCGGGCCUGAAAGUGCAGGAUCAUACCCGGGGCCAGCGUGUUACCGGAAAGGAGGACCAUUGACUGUCACGGAUGCCAAUCUUAUUUUGGGGCGAAUCAUUCCCGAUUUCUUUCCUGCAAUCUUUGGCCCAAAUCAGGAUCUACCUCUGGACUACAAUGCCAGUUAUGAGAAGAUGCAAGAAUUGGCAGCCAAGAUCAAUCAGGACCAAGGUACUCAUAUGUCUGUUGAAGAGGUUGCUCAAGGAUUUAUCACUAUUGCCAACGAAGCAAUGUGUCGUCCAAUACGAGCAAUAACUGAGGCUCGAGGUUACCGAACCUCUGAGCAUAAUCUUGCAUGCUUUGGUGGUGCUGGUGGUCAGCAUGCUUGUGAGAUUGCGAACCAAUUGGGUAUCAAGCGCGUGCUCAUCCACAAAUACUCGGCCAUCCUGUCUGCCUAUGGCAUGGCCCUUGCAGACACCGUUCAAGAGGCCCGCAUGCCCUGUGCACAAAUCCUUUCAGAUAACAAUAUCCUUGUUCUCAAAUCAAUGUUCGCAGAGCUGAAAGAGAAGACAAUCACCUCCAUCCAAGAAAUGGACGCAUCUUGUGACAGAACAACAUCUUCCUAUUUCCUUAAUCUUCGUUAUGACGGAAGCGACACCUCACUCAUGAUUGAGAAGCCCAACGAGAACUGGGACUUCAAGAAUGCGUUCAUUGCUCAUCACCAACGUGAGUUUGGCUUUACACCAACCGACCGAGAUAUCUUGGUAGAUGAUCUACGGGUCCGAACAACCGCCAAAUCUGGUCAUGAUGUGGUUGGUGGGCUAUCGGAGCUAGAUGGUCUUUGCAUCCGAACGGAUGUGAAGCAGCAUGGAACAACGAAAGCCAAUUUCCCCGGAAAAGGGAUGGUCGAGGUGCCAUUGUACUCUCUCCCAGAAAUGCAGACAGGACAUACCUUCAAAGGGCCAGCAAUUGUCAUUGACAAAACUCAAACUAUUGUGAUCUCCCCAGGAGCAGAAGUCAAAGUGCUCUCCUCAAUGCUGGUUAUCGAUCUUGCAACAGAAGCCCCUCCUGAGUCCCAAAACUCUGUGGAUCCCAUUACAUUAGCAGUCUUUGCCAACCGGUUCAUGGGAAUUGCCGAGCAAAUGGGACGUGCACUACAGAAAACGAGUGUCAGCACGAAUAUCAAAGAGCGACUGGACUUUAGUUGUGCCAUUUUCUCAGCAGACGGGGGUUUGGUCGCGAAUGCACCACAUGUUCCAGCAAUGCUUGGAAGUAUGUCUUUUGCAGUGAGAUGGCAAAUCAAGCACUGGGGUAAAAAUAUCCAAAAAGGCGAUGUGUUCUUGACAAACUCCCCAAAUGCAGGAGGUACUCACCUCCCCGACCUUACCGUUAUCACUCCCAUCUUCGAGGAAAAAGGAGAAGAGAUUCUAUUUUGGACGGCUUCUCGAGGUCAUCACGCAGACAUCGGGGGAAUUGUGCCAGGUUCCAUGCCAGCUACCUCUCGUGAGCUGUGGGAAGAAGGGGCUAUGAUAGAUGCAAUCAAAAUGGUCGAGCAUGAUGUUUUCCAAGAAGAGGCGGUUGUCAAAGCUCUCCUAUAUGACCCUGCAAGCUAUGCCAACUGCGAAGGGGCAAGAUGCAUCGAGGACAACUUGACCGACAUCAAGGCACAAGCAGCGGCAAACCAUCACGGUGUCUACUUGGUGAGUACGCUAAUCGCAGAAUACACAUUGCAAACAGUCAUGCUGUAUAUGGAUGCUGUUCAAAAAGCAUCAGAGAAUGCUGUUCGCGAAACUCUCAAAGCAGUCUGCGUUACGAAGGGUCGCAACGUUUUUGAGGCAGAGGACUUUAUGGAUGACGGCUCUAUCAUCAGAUUACGAAUUGAUAUCGAUCCGAAAACAGGAGGUGCCGUGUUUGAUUUUGCUGGCACCAGUCCGCAAGUACACGGGAACUGGAAUGCACCACCAGCCGUGACCAAUUCAGCCACAAUUUACUCCUUGCGCUGUCUUGUAGCGUCUGAGAUCCCAUUGAGUCAAGGAUGUAUCCUUCCUAUCGACCUGAGAAUUCCAGAGCGGUCUCUUCUGUCACCAUCACCAGAAGCAGCCUGUGCCGCUGGAAAUGGAUUGACAUGCCAGCGAGUUGUGGAUGUAAUCUUCAAGGCUCUCAAGGUCUGUGCCGCGAGUAACGGCUGCAUGGCAAAUUUCACAUUUGGGCUUCCCACCAAAAAUGGGUUCGGAUACUAUGAGACAAUUGCUGGGGGUAGUGGAGCGGGUCCAUCCUGGCCAGGCGAGGACGGCGUCCACUGCCACAUGACGAAUACCAGAAUCACCGAUGCUGAGAUCCUCGAGCGACGCUACCCUGUUCUUCUCAGGGAGUACAGUUUGCGAAAAGGCAGCGGUGGGAAGGGUUUAUAUCACGGUGGUGAUGGCGUCGCGCGUGAGCUCGAGUUCCGCAUUGACAUGCAUGCAGGCAUUCUUUCCGAGCGCAGAGUAUUCCGUCCAUAUGGAAUGGCUGGUGGUGAAGAUGGUGCCAGAGGGUUGAACCUAUGGAUUCACAAGGAUGGACUGACGGUGAAUAUUGGGGGAAAGAACCAGUGCAAUGUCAAGGCUGGUGAUCGAAUCCGUAUCCUGACGCCAGGAGGAGGUGGCUACGGGGCUUAUGGAGCCUCAUCUGCUGUGGCUUUGAACCCUAUGAAUGGCCAUGAGCCCGGGUUCAUACCUCGUGCCAAUGGCUCGUACCACAAUAUGCAGGCCAUGGCGCAUUCAAAUUAG
Messenger RNA from Penicillium brevicompactum, 3900 nucleotides. RefSeq lists its product as uncharacterized. Gene Ontology annotation, biological process: glutathione metabolic process. Lineage: Eukaryota; Fungi; Ascomycota; Eurotiomycetes; Eurotiales; Aspergillaceae. The transcript has 6 exons. The record is from RefSeq and is a predicted model, not a curated record. The annotation marks the transcript as partial. Gene Ontology annotation, molecular function: 5-oxoprolinase (ATP-hydrolyzing) activity. Gene Ontology annotation, cellular component: cytosol.